CGCCGGUGCAGCCGCCGCCGCCGCCGCUGCCCCCGUCUGUACCGCAGUGUCUGCUCCGCCCGCCUGCCCCGGUCCGGCCCGCCCCCCUCUCCCACCUCCGUCCUUCGUCCCGUCAGCAGGGUACGGAACCCACUGUGCCGUCGCCUCUUCCUUUUUCGACGCCUCCGCCGCCGCCUGAAGAGGCGAGCUAGCUGGGAGUUACACCGCCACCGCCAGUUGCUGAAUUCCAGAGAUUGCUACCUGUAGGACUGUGUAGAAGCAACCUCUAAGAUGAUCCAAUAAAAUGGAUGGAUAGAAUGACAGAAGAUGCUCUUCGCCUGAAUUUAUUGAAACGGAGCUUGGACCCAGCAGAUGAGCGAGAUGAUGUCCUGGCCAAGCGACUCAAAAUGGAGGGGCAUGAAGCCAUGGAACGUCUGAAAAUGUUGGCAUUGCUCAAACGGAAGGAUUUGGCAAAUCUUGAGGUGUCUCAUGAGUUACCCACCAAACAAGAUGGCAGUGGUGUCAAGGGCUAUGAAGAGAAACUCAAUGGGAAUCUCAGGCCUCAUGGAGACAAUAGGAUUGCUGGAAGGCCAGGCAAAGAAAAUAUCAAUGAUGAGCCUGUGGAUAUGAGUGCUAGACGGAGUGAGCCAGACCGAGGAAGGCUAACUCCCUCCCCAGACAUCAUUGUUUUAUCUGAUAAUGAGGCUUCCAGUCCCCGUUCCAGCUCCCGAAUGGAAGAAAGACUCAAAGCAGCCAACCUAGAGAUGUUUAAGGGGAAAGGCAUUGAGGAACGGCAGCAGCUCAUCAAGCAGCUGAGGGAUGAGCUGCGAUUGGAAGAAGCUCGACUAGUGCUGUUAAAGAAACUGAGACAGAGUCAGCUACAGAAAGAGAACGUGGUUCAGAAGACUCCAAUUGUACAGAAUGCAGCAUCUAUUGUUCAGCCAUCUCCUGCCCAUGUUGGACAGCAGGGCCUAUCCAAGCUUCCCUCCCGGCCUGGGGCCCAAGGGGUUGAACCUCAGAAUUUAAGAACAUUACAGGGUCAUAGUGUCAUCCGUUCAGCAACCAAUACCACUCUCCCACACAUGUUGAUGUCUCAGCGUGUUAUUGCACCAAACCCAGCCCAGCUACAGGGUCAGCGCGGCCCGCCUAAGCCUGGCCUCGUACGCACCACAACACCCAAUAUAAAUCCCGCCAUCAAUUACCAACCGCAGUCCAGUUCUUCUGUUCCCUGUCAGCGCACAACAUCCUCGGCCAUCUAUAUGAACCUUGCCUCCCAUAUCCAGCCAGGGACCGUGAACAGAGUGUCCUCACCACUUCCUAGCCCCAGCGCCAUGACCGAUGCUGCCAACUCACAGGCUGCAGCCAAAUUGGCUCUUCGUAAACAGCUGGAAAAGACACUCCUGGAGAUUCCACCCCCUAAACCUCCUGCUCCCUUGCUUCACUUUCUGCCUAGUGCAGCUAACAGCGAGUUCAUCUACAUGGUAGGCUUGGAAGAAGUCGUACAAAGUGUUAUCGACAGUCAAGGCAAAAGCUGUGCCUCACUUCUGCGGGUCGAACCCUUUGUUUGUGCCCAGUGCCGCACAGAUUUCACCCCUCACUGGAAGCAAGAGAAGAAUGGUAAGAUUCUAUGUGAGCAAUGUAUGACCUCCAACCAGAAGAAGGCUCUAAAAGCUGAACACACCAACCGGCUGAAAAACGCUUUUGUUAAAGCCCUACAGCAGGAACAGGAAAUUGAACAGCGAUUACAGCAGCAGGCAGCCCUCUCCCCCACUACGGCUCCAGCUGUGUCCAGUGUCAGUAAACAAGAGACCAUAAUGAGACAUCAUACACUUCGGCAGGCUCCACAGCCCCAAAGCAGCCUCCAGCGUGGCAUACCCACAUCUGCCCGUUCCAUGCUUUCCAACUUUGCACAGGCACCCCAGCUGUCUGUGCCAGGGGGCCUCCUUGGUAUGCCAGGUGUCAACAUUGCAUACUUGAACACUGGCAUCGGAGGACACAAAGCUCCCAGUUUGGCAGACCGACAGCGGGAAUACCUUUUAGACAUGAUCCCUCCCCGGUCUAUAUCGCAAUCCAUUAGUGGACAGAAAUAACGCCUGUUCCACUUGUACUGCCCCAACCUUGAAUCCUUUACCCCUCUCCUCUCCCUUUGGCCCUAACUUCCGUCGCAUGCAGUGCCUGUACUGGUGCCUACCAUACACGGAAAACAAAACAGAAGACAAAAAAUAGAAAUCAACAAGAAAACACAAGCCCUGCCCCACCACCUCCCCUUUAUUUCAUACUGCUGCGAUCUGUUCUUCUGCCGCUCUGUCUUCUCUCUUCAGUUUUCUUGUAACAGUGAGGUGAAUAUUCGCCUCUGAUAGAGGUGAGAAUGAGGUCCUGGGGAGAAAUUUAAGCCCUCCUGACUUGUGUUUCUAAAGUUUGUUUUUAUGCUGUAAUGAUUAUUACUGUUUUUAAUGAUGUUGUGUGUCCUCCCUUUGUUCAGUGGACGGUUAAACCUCCCCCCCCCCCAAUACUUUUCUUUUCCUUUUCCCCCUUUUUCUUUUUUUUUUCUUCUUUUUUUCCCCCCCAAUAAACACAAAUUACAUACAGUUAAAUAGUAGGAGCAUUGCAGUAGGGUCCCAGCUGCCAGGUAAAACAUGACCAGGAGUAUUAGGGCAGAGUUCUUAUGCACUUAACCAGGGGAGGUGGUGGCAUCAACCAAGGAGAAACAGCACACCCACUGUGGAGUCUCUGGAUUGGACAGUUCAGGAGGCAGUGUUAGUAUUUAAGUUGGGCUCUAAGAAUGAGGGGAAAGAGCCUGGAGGGAGAAGCUUUAAAACGUAACCAUCCUACAACUGACUCAGAGAAGGGGAGAAAGGAGUAUGAUGAUGAGCAUAAUGUUGAGCCAAGGAAGACUGAGACCAGGUCCUAGCCUUCUGGAUGCUGGGGGAAUAAGAUUGGUCUCCUGAUCCUAGUGGAGUCGUGGGAGUCUAUUCCAGGCCAACUAGCCCAAAUUAAUUAAUUCAUCCUAUUUUCUUAUAAAAAUUUUCCCUAUCCCCCCCCCCUUUCUUUAUUCUAGUAACCACAGCCCCAUUUGUACUAUAGAGGAAUGGCUGUUCCCAGCCUGAGUGUUGGGUGACCUAGAGUUGGGAUGGACAUGAAAUGAUAAAGGGAGGAAAUAGACUUAGAGGAAGGAAGAAGGGCUUUCUCUCCUGACAGCUGAGGCUCACAAUUGUCUGUCUUCACCCUCUGAGUGCCAGGAGGUGAGGGUGAGGGCACCUAAUCAAGUUGGAGUCUUGCCCUAACCCUCCUGCACUGACUGCAGAGCCAACUGCUCAGAACCAGACCACUCACGUCCAAACCAACUUUAGGCCUCUGCUAGAAAAUUGUCACCACCCACCCCCUCGAAUUCUAUUAAUUGUGCCCUGCCCCCUUCCUUAAGUGCUACUAAUGUAGAAAAUGAAUUUAAUUGUGCAAUGUUGCUGUUUUGGGGAUUGGGGAGAUGAGUAUCCCAUUUACUCAUACGGUGGGGGAGGGGUGGGGACCCGGCUGUUUUUUGAGGUCAGGGAAGUCCCGUAAAAGCGGGGUUUCUGCUCUCACAGUGUACACCCACCUGCCUCUCCAGCUCUAAAAGCUACCACGGUGCUGGAAAGGGAUACUCUCAGCAGAGAGGGGUGAAGAGUUGUUUAAUAUUUUGCCCUUGAAAGCCACCUGGGGAAGUUCCCCCACUUUUAUUUUUUAAAAUUAAAUAAUUUUUUUAAAGUAAGAAGGCACUUUUAAAAUUAACACACACACAAACUGCACAUCUACCCUAUAAAGUUUGGGGAUGGGAUGGGAGAAGGAGCUAGAAUCAGGCUCAGUUCUCCCCACUCUGGCCUCUAUUCCCCAUACUCCAGAGCCACAGUGGGUGAUUAUACUGGCCUUACAAGGCCUUCCUGGCUUUUUUCUUUCCUCCCUCCCCCCAAAUUCAUUGAGCACUUAAUAAAGGAGCAGAGCAACAGCCCAUGUCUGUGCUCCCCCAGUGGUGAAAUGAUCUGGAAGCUAGACACUAGUAACAGGUAGUGAUGGGGUUGUUUCGAGUAUUUUUCUGGGGAAUGUGUUACCCCUGACUGUAAGUGGUGGGAGGGGGGUGUUAAUGGAACUGGGUGUGGUAUUAUUUUAAAAUUAUAUAUAUAUAUAUAUAUAAAGAUAUAUUCUUACAUGUCUUCUUUGCCCUCUGUGCUUUGAAAGCACUGGAUAAAUCGUUUGGUUUUGCUUUUCUGUCUUCCAUGAAAUUGGAAGCUUUUUAAAAAAAUAUUUUCCCUACAGGUCAUCUUGCCUUUGUGGCAUGUCUGUCUAGCCUCUCCCCCCCCCCCCCCCAUGAUGAAGUGCCAUUUCUGUUAUGUCUCCCCUCCCCCAGCUCAGAGGUGCUCAGAGGUACGAGGUGCCCAAGUUUGUCAGUUGAGAUUAAAAAUAAGAAACAGAGAAUGUGCAAUAUCGUUUGGCUGGGGUCUGUCCCUGCCCUGAACUGAGCCCCUUCCCUGGGAGCCAGGCCACCUUUGGAUGGUGUUUGGAAGUCAGAUGUAUAGAGAAGGGGGAAUGAUGGGGAAGGAAAACCUAUAGUUGAGUGCCUGCCAAGGUGCUGAGGCAGUGGGGGAGAGGGUGGAGUCUUUCCUGUUUUUAUCCCCUCAGGGUCAGUUACAUAGAGGCUGCUUAUUCACUAGUAAAGCUCCAUGACCCUUUGCUCAAUCGCUGAGGUUUGAUUUCUUACCCUCUCUUUUCAUUUUAAUACCCUUCCCAGGGAUUAGUGAUGGGGGUAAGGUUCCCCUAAAUCAUGGUAAAGUAUUAGCCUUCCACCUCCUUCCUUCCCUCCCUCUCCCCUGUCUUCCUCAUUUCUCUACUUUUUCAUCCCUGAUUGCCUUGAGUCCCUCCAAGCCUAUUGUUGCUGUCCAUCCCCAGGCCUUGGGCCCCAUAGACACUAAGCUAAAGAUAGGAGGAAAGACCCUCUGUUCAGGGUUAUCUUUCACCCCUGGAGCUCUGAAGCUCAGGGUAAUAUAGUGAGGAUCCAACUAGUUCUGCCUGGCUUUCUCCAUCCCCAAAGCCUCUAAAAGUCGUCGUUUAUGGAUGGUGGCUUACUCCCUAGAAGCCUGAAAUGGGUGGAUGAGUGGUAAGGCUUGGGUAAAGCUGAGGGACCGAGGUCCUUAUUUGUCUCUCUUUGAUUUUUCUUUUCUUUUUAUUUUUUAUUUUUGUCACUUGACCACAGCAUCUGGACUUCCUUCAUCCCUGGAAUAAGUAUUUCCCCCCACAUUUUUGUAUGUAUGUAUGGUAGACAUAUUUUUUUUAAAACAGAGAUGUGUUCCUGCUUUGGUUUUCUUUCUUUUCCCCUUUAAAAAGAAUUAGCUAUAGGACUGCUUUGUAAAGAUGCUUCUUGAUAUUUUACUUUUGUUCCUUUUCCCCCUCCACUCCCUUUUCUCCCCAUUCCUCCAGAAGGCAUAACCCUUCCCUCCACCCCAUCCCAGUCCCAGGCUCCCUUCCCCUCCAACAAGACCUUCAUUAGCUUAUGAUAUUUGCUGCCGAGAUGUUAUAACAAGGACUCAUUCGUGUAUAUAAGCUAUUUCUUGAUUCAUUUAAAAGGAAUUGUACAUUGUGUAGAAAAAAAAAGCUGAAAAAGAGAAAAAAAAGCCCUAGCCAUGGAUAUUGUGAAACCGUGUUAUGUCAUUUUGUAAUGUGCCCGUUUGUGUAUGAUCCGUGCAAAAGGGUUUCUGGGGAAGGGGAGGAGGUAGGGAGGCAGGGCUGUGGAGGGUGGGUAGGAGAGUGGGCCGGGCCCAGCACACUGAGACUGGCAGCUGCUCCAACCCCAUCCCUCCUUAGAGAAGCCACCUCCCCCACCACCCACCCCUCUUUUGUGCCUUGCCUCCCCACCCUGGAGUAUUCCCUCCGGGUCACCAGCACUGCCUUGGCAGAGCCCACUCCCUACCCUAACCUGCCCACCCUCUCUACCCCCCAGCAUUAGGGUGAUACUGUGGGGAAGUGCUGGGGGUUGGGAGGUAGCCGAGGAAUGGGGCAGUUCCUGGGGGCAUUGAAACCAAGUAUUAUGAAUUGUAAUUGUAUUUGCACUGUUUUUUCCCCCCUCUUACUGCAUCAGCAUAUAUACAAUAUACCUAUAUAAGAAAAUUUAGUGUCAAGCUUUCUUAUGCAAGGGAUUUCCCCUACCUCACCCCCCACCCCCAAAAAAGAACCUAGUUUCAUGGGCCUUUGAGGGGGGGGAUUGACAGGGGACGAUAGAGAAAGGACUUGAACAAGUCAUCCUAAGAAAGUCUCACCUGGGGAAAGCCCUGUCCAUCUGCACACAGUUUUAGGCUUUGUAAACUGGGGUGAGGCUGGGCUACUAUGAAAGCUAAGGCUCCUAGUCCAGACUUGAGAGUAAAGAGAACCACACACAAAGUGGGGUGUGGUGGUGGCACAGUCUGAAGACCUGGGGUCUAAUCCCAAACUUUCCUACUAACUUGCUGUGGUAGAAUUAAUUUUCUGGGUCUCAGUUUUCUUAUUUGUGAAAUUACAGUGGAAAUCAUCUUGCCACCAAGUUAAUGCUAUGCUUCCUUCUCCAGCCUGUGAACAGCUUGAGGUGAGGAGAAGGUUGGGCUGAAAAACCAGGGAGAAAACCAGAGUAACUAUGCUAACGUGGUUAUAUGUGUGACAAGGCCCUGGGGGAGCUGCCAGGUUUCUGCUGUGACUUGGUUUGGGAAAGGCAGCAGAGUGGUGUCUAGGACGUCAGUAAACCGUGACAUCUUUGCCCUUAUGCCUCCAGUCAUUUGAGGGUAUGGACCAGGCCUCCGGCCGCACCUCACAAACAGCCACAGGAUCCUAAGGGUGGGGUUGACCGGUGAUGCCCCAGGUUAGUGGUCUAGUGACUUACACCCUUUUUGAGCUACUGGUUGUGAAACUUCCCGUCAUCUUGGUGACACAGUAGGAGAGCUCAAACAUAGUCCCCAGCUUGUCUCCUUCCCUCAUAUCUCAUCUGAAUCGCCUAAAGACAGCUGUCCGCACACAGUCUGUCUCUUUCAGGGGCCCAGUUUCCCCACAGCCUGGCUGAGUACUCCCACACACUUGAGGUUCUUGGCUGGUAAAGCCUGGAGAGGAUACAGGACGAUGGAUGAGGCCCUGAUGACCGUGGAAGGAUAGACCGGGGUGGAGGGUGGGGAGCAGGGAGGUGGGAUGGGGAAUGGCCUUCUCUGAACGGGGUGGGUGGGAGGGGAACAAGACCCUUUUGCACAACCCUCUUUUAAGUUUCCUUUUUUUUUUUUUUUAACGCAUUCUAAUUUUCUGCAUUGUGUUUGGGAAUUAAAAUGAAAAAAACUAAGACCAAUAGAAACUGGGUUUCAAAAAGGCAAAUACACUCCCAUCUGUUUCAGAUGCUGCUGAGCAUUUCAGUAGUGACAGAUUCAAAUAAUAAGCUAAUUUUUGGAGAAAGGAUUAAAAGAAAAAAAAACUUUGUAAUAUUUAUCACUUGCAAGCUAUGUUUAAUAAAGAAAGGAAUGGUUUCUAAA
Messenger RNA from Eptesicus fuscus (big brown bat), 7484 nucleotides. RefSeq names its product GATA zinc finger domain containing 2B (gene GATAD2B). Gene Ontology annotation, cellular component: NuRD complex. Gene Ontology annotation, biological process: negative regulation of transcription by RNA polymerase II. The coding region runs from base 288 to 2069 and encodes 593 amino acids. The transcript has 12 exons. Lineage: Eukaryota; Metazoa; Chordata; Mammalia; Chiroptera; Vespertilionidae. Gene Ontology annotation, molecular function: zinc ion binding; sequence-specific DNA binding. The record is from RefSeq and is a predicted model, not a curated record.